Pristis pectinata (smalltooth sawfish) is the source of this 13994-nucleotide messenger RNA. RefSeq names its product WSC domain containing 2 (gene wscd2). The transcript is spliced from 8 exons. The record is from RefSeq and is a predicted model, not a curated record. NCBI's taxonomy places the organism in Eukaryota, Metazoa, Chordata, Chondrichthyes, Rhinopristiformes, Pristidae. Gene Ontology annotation, molecular function: sulfotransferase activity. Bases 715 to 2451 code for a protein of 578 amino acids.
GGAAGCAAGGUCGAGGGGGAUAAACCCCACAGGAAAGAAAAGAUGCCCGCAAGAAAGCUGUGUUCGCGAUUCAAAGGGAAGCUGAGAAACGUGUCUAUUCACCUGCUUUCAAGCCGUCUCCAUGCUCUUGAUUUACCAGAUAAGUAUUCUCUGUCACUAGUCUCCCUCGGGGCUUCCGAAGAAUUUAAACAGGGAAGAGAUAUCAAAAUACUCUGCUAAGGCAGCCCUGAGUGAAUAUAACAUUACAGCCUGCUCAACUGGACUGUAUCUCAGUAGAUAGAAAUCUGGCCAGUUGGAUAACUAUCUCCAGACAGACUGCUGUGGGGGUGGCUAGGGAAAGUGGAGGCAGACUUGAGGAGAAAGGAUUUGGGUCAGGUCUGUCCCUAACUGAUAGCGGGACACAAGUAACUUCCCGAAUUUGACAACAAUGAUGGCUACCUUAUGAGCGAUUGUCCCGGAGAUUUGCAAGGCUUGUUUGGUGACCGUCUGCAGACGUUGAAUGGAAGCACGAAAAUGAUGAAGCACAAAGUUGGGAGAAAAUAGUUGCAGAGCAACAGGACACUUGUGUGACUCCUCUGGCCCUGGAUUACAAAAUAUUUUGUACCCUUUUUGUUUUGUGUUUGGAAAGCUUCCUGGUUGUUGUCUGAAAUAUCUAUAUUUUUAUACUCACUCUUCUGAAGUUACGACACACUUAAGGAAGGUUAUGUGUUGGGAAUGGCCAGAUUAGCGAUCAAGAUACAACGGUGUUUCCGCAGGAAGCCAUUGCGAUUCUUCACCUUUAUUAUGGUUUACCUGAUGGCUGGAAGCCUGGUGUUUCUGCACUCAGGCUUUGUGGGAGACAGCGCCAUCGCUGGGAGGGCCUCACACCGCGGAGAGGGGGCAGCUCACGGAGCCCUGGGCGCCCCUCGUGGUCUCCAGCAGUUCUCCUUCCUGCCCUUCGGGAGGGCGUACAAGGAGACGCUGGAGAAGGAACAGUGGCCAGAGGAGCCACCAGCCCUGCCCAGGAGAUACGGACCUCCGUGGCUGAAACCAGUCUCACAGGACGCCCUGGACAAGUUGAGAUCUGGAGAGCACAUAGGGAGUUGGAGCCGGGCCCUCAAGGGGAAAAUGUCAAGGGACCAGGAGGAGAACAGAGCAAAAUAUAUUGGCUGUUAUCUCGACAGCACCAAGCAGAGGGCAUUAAGGGGAACAGCGUUCUUUGACUACAGGAAGAUGACCAUAUUUCGUUGUCAGGACAACUGUGCUGAAAGGGGCUAUCAGUACGCAGGCUUGGAGUUUGGAGCCGAAUGUUACUGCGGACACAAGAUCCAGGCCAAGAACACCAGUGACUCCGAGUGCAGCAUGGAGUGCAAGGGAGAAAAGAGCAGUAUGUGUGGUGGACCAAACCGUCUGUCUGUCUACCAUCUGGAGCUGAGCCAUGAAUCUGCUAGACGCUAUGGGAGUGCCUUGUUCCGAGGAUGUUUUAAAAGACCUGACAAUGUUUCCCUUGCCCUACCCACGAGCACCAUCCUGCUGAACAUGUCCGUGGAUAAGUGUGUGGACUACUGCACUGAGAAGGAGUAUACCCUGGCGGUACUGGGUGGGGCAGCAUGUCGCUGUGGCUUUCCUACCAUGCAUUUCACAUUGCAUGACCCAGAGGACGAGCACCUAUGUGCCCAGAAAUGCGCCGGUGAAGAAUAUGAGCACUGCGGCAGUGCAGAAUACUAUGUUGUUUAUCAAACCCAAGUGCAAGAUAACCGUUGCAUGGAUAGAAGGUUUCUGCCCGUACGCUCGAAGCGCCUUGUGGCGUUGGCCAGCUUCCCAGGAGCGGGAAACACGUGGGGCCGCCAUCUGAUGGAACUCACCACAGGCUACUACACGGGCAGCUAUUACUUUGAUGGCUCACUCUACAACAAAGGCUUCAAGGGGGAACGAGACCACUGGAAAAGUGGGCGGCUGAUUUGUAUAAAGACACACGAGAGUGGCAAGAAGGAAAUCGAGUCGUUCGAUGCCGCAAUCCUUCUCAUCCGGAACCCUUACAAAGCACUGAUGGCUGAAUUUAACCGCAAAUACGGAGGCCACAUUGGCUUUGCCUCUGAGGCCCACUGGAAGGGGAAAGAGUGGCCUGAGUUCGUGAGGAACUACGCUCCUUGGUGGGCGUCCCACACUCUCGACUGGUUAAAGUAUGGCAGGGAAGUCCUUGUGGUCCACUAUGAAGAUCUGAAGCACGAUCUGUUCAACCAGCUGAAAAAAAUGGUGUCCAUCCUGGGCCUCAGUGUCUCUGAUGACAGGCUGCUCUGUGUGGAGAGCCAAAAGGAUGGGAACUUCAAACGUUCCGGCCUAAGGAAACUGGAAUAUGAUCCCUACACUCCUGAGAUGAGAAAAAUGAUUGACCUUUUUGUCAAGACUGUUGACGUGGCCCUCAAACUGAGAAACCUAACCGGUGUCCCUGAGGAUUACGCUCCCAGAUGAUUUUGUUGGUAAAUGCUUUUGGGACAUGGCUGUGUUUCCCUCCCUUUCCCCAGCCAGUGCUCCUUCCCACCCAUUGGGUGGCUUUUUUUAGUAUUCUGCAGCUAUUAGCUUUCUAAGUGCUUCGAGCAUCUAGAGUAAAGGUCACCAGAUGCAGCUGGGGCAGGGGGUCAGUAGAUAUGCCAGGAAGCAACCUUUAGAGUCACUAAGGUCAAUGGCUAUCUGGAGUUUGCCACGAUGUGAAAGGAGGUAUCAGUGUGGCCUUUGGGCUUUGUGGCAUGCAGGAGCUGGACUUUGCCCCUUUGCUACUGCUUUUAGUGCUGUGCUUCGAUUGUCAAAUCUGGGGCUGAGAUGCAGAGAAAAGAGGAACCUGUAAGUGGUUGGAAUGAAUAUGGAGAGGAACCAGCCAGGAGCUGGCCUGUUCUGCGCAGAGGUGUGGGGAGAGAAGGGGCAAGCUAAGAGGAAGCACAUACGUAUUAAUUUCAACUGUUAACUAACACCCACCCAACUGGAUAACACUAAAAUGAGCAGCCAGUAGUUUAUCAGAAUGCCAACCUAUUCUGCUUUGAGAACACAGUCACUGCCUUUCUCUUUCACACCUUCCUCAAAACUCUGAAUUGGUUUUGGGCUGUUGUUUAGAGUUCAGGCCUGCCGAAUCCAUUUGGUAAGAACAUCUGGUGUGGUCAACAUACUUAAUGCAAUUGGACAACACAGCCUGUUCCUGGUCCUUAACCACUUCUGUCCUCCACUGUCUACCAAACCGUGGCGACUCAUAUUAGAAUGAAAUAAGUGUAUUUUAUAAACACAGCAGCAGAUCUUACCUCACAAACAUGAUUCAGAACCUUUGUUUGUGGAGGCUUGUCAAUUGUUCAAUCGUUUGCAAUCCAAUUUGCAAAGGGUGGAUCAGUGGCAAAGAACAAGGUUCUCUUGAACCAGGACGUACUUCCCAAUGAGAACACUGAGAGUGAAACCAAAAGUUUUAGGAAACAGGGAAAUAGAGUGAUUAAUCCUCGCCUGUGAUUAACCAUAUCCAGAGCGAGAGAGAGAGAGAGAAAGCAGGAGAGAGAGGGAGAGAGAGCUUUGGUAUAAUUGGGGUCAAUGACUUACAUUAGCUAAGUCAAUAAAGCACUCAUUUCCAUUUAAUUUUCUUUGAGAAGCUAAAUUAGUGGUUUAGGAAAGUAAUUAAAUUAAAAAUAUAUAAAUUGCAGAUAAAUUGAAAUGAUACAAUCGACCAGAUGGACUCCUGCUGUGCUAUAAAUUUUUAGUUAAAAAUUCUCUAAUUAAUUCAUUUGAGAAUCAUCAAUGAAUAGUUCGUGUUAUAGUAUAUUUUGGUUUGCAGAAUAAAUGGCUUAGCGUCACCAAGCUGUGUAUUGGAAUUAGCCUUCCCAACACCUGGCUUAACCUAUCACCUCUUCCUAACCAGCAGCUUGCUCAGGAACGGUCCAGGUUUGCACUGAGUACCUGCUAAUUGAUGCCUUGUGCUUUGAACCAUAACAGCAAACAUUCAGAUUAGUUUAUUGUCACAUACACCAGGGUGCAAUGACAUUCCCUGCUCGCGUAAAGCUCACAGAGUAACCAGUACAUAUGGUAAUAAUAAAUACAACAAUAGGCACAGCAACGAGCACAAAACAAUGAAAUGGUGCAAAGUAUAGUGUGCAGACUGUAAUGCAAAAAAUGCUAAAGUGACAAUAACGGAAGAGGUAGAAUUAAGGGUUCAAGAACGUGCAGCACCACCGGGAAGGUGAUGUGAAAGAGGUGAAUGGUUCAGAAGUUUGAUAGCAGUGGGGAAGAAACUAUUCUUGACUCUGGAUGUCCGGGCUUUCAAGCUCCUGUUUCUUUUCCCAGAAGGCAAAAGAGAGAAAAGGGAAUGGCCAAGGCAGAAGGCAUCCUUGACAAUACUAUUAGCCUUCCUGAUCCAACGUACCAUGACAUUAAUUUCUUCGACUUCAAUCCUAGACGUUAACUCUGCUCAUCCCUCUGCAGAUGCUACCUGACUGAAUAGAUAUUUUGUUUGUAAUCUAAACACCCCGUAUACCAUGACUCUUUUAAAUACCUUCCCAUGGCUCUUGAUGCUAGAUGCACGUCAAUGUCAAAUGCAAACUUGUUGAAAAUAUCCAUUGAAUAACUAUUGAUAGUGAUUGGUUUGCGAUAGGAAUGCAACAGCAAAGGAGUAAGUGGACCUCAUCGGCUCCUCAACCACAUUGUACCAUUCAGUGAGAAGUUGGCUCAUCUGUGACCCAACUCCACAUGCCUGCCUCUUCCGUACAUCCCUGAUUGUCAAAAAUAUGUUGGCCUCCGAUUUAGAAUUACAAUGGGCCCAGCAUCAGUUGUCAUUUGCAGAAGACAGUUCCAAAUUUGUACCGCCCUCUGCUUCUCGUGGUGUUCUCUAACUUCACUCCCAGAUGGCUUGGAUCAGAUGAAACGGGAGUACUGAGUCCCAUUGCUAUCACAGCUAGUUAUGGUCCCCAUCUCAUCUGAAAAUACCGCAGAGUGCAGAACCUCUGUAGGUUCUGUCGGAGGGCAAGGAUUUGUCCUCAGUGAAGUGAUUGCAAGGUGGAAAGGGGUAGGGAAGAGACGUGGCUGGUGGUGGGAUCUCGUUGCAGCUGGCGGAAACUUCAGAGGAAUGAUAUGCUGGAUACGGAGGCUUAUGGGGUGAAAGGUGAGGACCAGGGGAACUCUAUCUCUGUUCUAUCUGGAGGGAGGCAGGGUGAGAGCAGAAAUACAAGAAACAGAGGAGAUGAGGAAGCGGGUUCCAUCAACCACAGCAGAAGGGAACUGAAGGCCUUGUCUUGUGAGCAGAUGUGGCGGAGACGGAGAAACUGAGAGAAAGGAAUGGCAUCCUUACAAGAGACAUGGUAGGAAGAGGAGUGGUUUAAGUAACUGUGGGAGUCGAUGGGUUUAUAAUAAAUAUCAGUGGACGGUUUGUCUCCUGAGAUGGAGACAGAAAGGUCGAGAAAAGGGAGAGAAGUGCCGGAAAUGGUCCAUGUGAAUUUGAGAAGUGGAAGUUAGUCGUGAAGGUGAUAAGUUCGAUGACUUCUGCACUGGUGCAGAAAGCAACACCAGUGCAGUGAUCAAUCUAAGGAUUUGUCCAUCAAUGUAAGGAUUUCCUUGCAGAUGGUAGGUUAUACUCCCCACCCUGUUCUGAAAAUAUAGGCCCAGACUCUUCUUCAAUCAAGUGGGAUUUCCCCAAAGAAGGUAGGAUCUUGCUGUGCCAAGAUUGCAGCCAUUCUCUGUGCUGUUUCACUUGGGCUAUGGCUCGGGGCUGGUGGGGUGACCAGGGAAAAUUCAGGCCCUUUACGUUCAGAAAAUACCCCCACACCGUAAACACUGGAAACAUCAGACACACCUAAAUAGCACAUAAAUAGGUGUGUGAUUUUCAGCGCAAUGUUACCCUCCUGCAUCAGUAAAAGUCCUUUGCAAAAGAAAAGCUUUGAAGUGAAUCAUUCCCAGAACUCACCACUGUUGUCAAGGACAACCUGAAAGAGGAAAGGCAUCUCCUGAUAAAUUGGAGAUCAAAGCAAAGAGAAGCUUGAAUCUUGUCGUAUGACUAAUGAUUCUAGUUUCCACAGGUGGCAAGGUAGUGCGACUAAAAAUUUUGAUUAAAAAACUAUCAGAGUAUCUGGUAAGGCUGGACAAUCAGAGACUUCCAAUUUAGACAAAAGGGCUUGGGGGUUGGAAGGUGUUGCCAAUGAACAGAAUUGGACAAUAAUUCCUCUGCUUGUUCCUUGUCGUGAUUUUCUGGAGACAUUCAUCAAGGUUAUUUUGCUUGUAAUUCUGCUGGAAUUGGUUGUAAUUCUGCUGGAAUUGGUUGUAAUUCUGCUGGAAUUGGUUGUAAUUCUGCUGGACUUGGGAGUGUGUUGGAUAAGAAUAUGAGAAAUCACAAUCCCUUUUAUUACUGCUGUGACUCAAGUGUGCUGGGGUCCAUAAAUCUGAGUCUACACACACACACACACACACUUAAUUUUACAGGGUUCACAUUGUUAAAGUCAAAGUCGAGUUUAUUGUCACAUGCACAAGUCCAUGUGUGCACAGGUGCAAGGAAAAACUUACUUGAAGCAGCAUCACAGGCACAGAGCAUAUAAGCAGCAUUCACAAGAUAAAAUAAAUUAAACAUAAAUUAAACAAUUUUUACAAGAAAGAACACAAUUAGAAUUUUAAAAAAAACAAGGUCCAUUUUAGUGUAAAAUUAUCAAAGUGGUCAUAGUGUUGCUACACUGAGGUAGUGAUUAACGUUGUGCCAGUUGGUUCAAGAACCGUAUGGUUAAGGGGAAGUAGCUGUUCUUGAACCUUUUGGUAGUGUGGGACUUCUGUACCUCCUGCCCGAUGGGAGCUGCGAGAAGAUGGCAUGGCCCGGAUGGUGGGGAUCUUUGAUGAUGGAUGUUGCUUUCUUGAGGCAGCGCCUCCUGAUGGUGGGGAGGGAUGUGCCCUUGAUGUAUCGGGCUGAGUCCACUACUCUCUGCAGCUUCUUACAUUCCUGCACAUUAGAAUUGCUGUACCAGACCCCGAUGCAACCAGUCAGGAUACUUUCAACAGUGCAAUGUGCUUGUGCAUCCAUAACAAGUACAUUUUUAGGUUGAUUAUUGGGGUGAGUCCUGCUUGCCCCUCCUUCCCCUCCACUCAAACAUGUGCUUGGACUGAAUCCCAAUUCCGAAAGUUUUAAAAAGUGCUGUAAAUUUGUACUUAAGGAAACUGUCAGAAAUGCUAAGAAGGCGAGGCAUCGUACAGAGGGCAGAGCUCCACUCAAUUUAUUGUGGGAUUUGCCCUCUCAAACUUCAAAGUGUUGCUACUCAUUUUUAAGAGUAAUAAUAUUAGGCUCCCCUUCCCUCCAGCAAUUGAAAAUUUAUCUUUAUUGGGAACAAGUAAAAAACAGGACAGAUACCACGGGUUUGGGAAGGGUAUACUUUAUCCCAACACUCUUUAUCAAAAUGUCAGGAGUGGGAAUUAAUGGACAUUUGGCCAGUGGUCAAAAGUCAUACAUCUGGGUAAGGAAGAGUCUGCGGUUGCUGUUGGGAAGGUGGGGCACUAUGAAGAUUGUCAUUCCAGGUAACCAAUGGAGAUGGAGUUAAGGGCUAUGGCAAUUAGAGGGAGGAACCAAUGUGAUGGGACUUCUUGGAAUCAAUCAAACAGAAUAGCAACCCCAAGUAAUGUGGAGACCCUCAAAUGCCAGCAAAAGAAAAAAUAGCCUGUUGAAGUAUUCUUGAGGAAAGUUCUUUUGAUUUAGUAUGUAACGCAUAGAACAAUCCUCAAGUAGACUGUAUUAGCAAAGCAAUGCCAUAUUUACUUGUUAAGUCUCCAACCUGUUGCUGCAAAACUGUUAUGUAUUUGAGAAGCAGACACAUCACAUGACUCUGCUGUUUCAUCAGAAUUAAAAUAGAAAUGAAUACUGAAAAAAGUCGAAGAGAAGUGCUUAAAGAUAUAUUACCCAGUACUUUACAAAUUGAGGAGUGUGAGCAAUCAGGCACAACAGGUUAAUUUAGCUUAAUAACUAUGUAAUCCUUUGAGUGGUUGUGUUUGAGGAAAUCCCAUUGAAGGAACUACAUUCUGUCUUCUGUUUUCUGCAGCCCAAAUAGCCUGGAUUUUUCUUGUCCUUUCUUUUCUAUGCUUAAAGAACAAAGUCUAAACAUGUCACAUUUGCUGAGGGAUUUGAGAGAGUCAAGGUCUGCUCUUUGAAAGUCCAGCCUCAAAUUCUGAAUGUAGUUACUGGAUUUCCAUCAUAAUGUUUAAAAUAUGGAAGAAAGAAUGUGCUUGGUAAAACUGUUGUCCCUCAGUUUAGCUCCAGUUUGAGGCUCCACACCCUGGUUCCUAUUUCCACCCUCUCUCCUAUCUGUUCAUUCCACGUAAAGGUGAAUGGAUCUAACCCAGUGCCGGGACUCCUGCGUCAUAAUGUUCUUCAACCCCAUCUGUUUCCUGCACCAUUGCCCAUUCUCACCAAUGCUUAAAGUCUUAGCGUUGGCUUAGCAUCACACGGCACAGAAACAGUUCCUUCGGCCCAACACGUCCAUGCUGCCCUUGCACCUCUCUAACACUGAUCCCAUUGAUCUGUGCUUCACCCUGCAGCUGACCGCUGUCAGCCAUUCCUUGCCUAGUUGCUCCUUCACUCUGUCCGUCCUUGCUCCUGGUUCACCCUACACGGUCCGCCAGGCAACCACCCUUCCAGGUCCGCUUGAGCCACCCAACGGCUUCUCCCUUUCAGUCGGCCUGAGCUCGACCCUGCCUGGUCCGCCCGCAGUUUGCCAUAUCCUUUCCGGAUCACCCUGCUGCGUCUGUGCUUUCCCCUGCCGCCCGCCGCCUCGGCGCCCUCGAUUUUCGCCCUCGCUUCACACUGCCUUCUCAGACUGUUCAAGCUUCCCCCUCACCUGGUGCGCUGGCUGGCCACCCUGCACCUCUUCACUUUCCACGGUCCACUUCCAGUCACGCCACCCUUCCCUGCUUCACCCUGCGCCUGAUCACUGUCGCGCAUCCCUUGCUUAAGCUGCCCCUUCGCUCCGUCCAUCCCUAUCCCUGGUUCUCAUCCAUGACGUUGUCACAUCAAGGCUCUCCUUCUACACCGCCUCCCUGUCCCUGACCUCCCAAUCUCUGCAUCCUCCUUUUCAACCCCCUCGGUGAUAAUACAUGCCUCCUUCGCUUACAGGUCAAUGCUUUCCACUCUGCAUGAGUGGGAGAGCCAUCUGUCUUGACCGUUUCCCCAGGCAUCUGUUGCCCUAUUGUUCCCUGAAGGUGGUGAAGAAGGCUUUGAUCAUGCUGGCAUUCAUCAGUCACGGCAUUGAGUGUAGAAGUUGGGAUGUUAUGUUGCAGUUGUAGAAGACGUUGGUGAGGCUGCAGUUGGAAUAUUGUGUACAGCUUUGGUCAUUCUGAUAUAGGAAAGAUGGCAUUAAGCUGGAAAGUGUGCAGAAAAGGUUGCCAGGACUUGAGGGAUUGAGUUAUAGGGAGAGGUUGAGCAGGCUACUUCUACUUUAUUCAUAGGUGUGCUAGAGAAUGAGGGGUGACCUUAAAGAGGUGUAUAAAAUCAUGAGGGGCAUAGAUAGAGUCAAUGCACAUGUGUCUUUUUCCCAGGGUUGAGGAAAUCAAGAACUACAGGGCAUAGGUUUGAGAUGAGAGGGGAAAGAUUGAUAAAGGGCAACUUUUUCACCCAGAGGGUGGUCUACAUAUGGAAUGAGCUGCCAGAGCAAGUGGCUGAGACAGGUACAAAAACAACAUUUAAAAGUCACUUGGACAAGUACAUGGAUAUGGAAGGUUUAGAAGGGAUAUGGGCCAAAGGCGGGCAAAUGGGACCAGCUUAGACGGGCAUCUUGGUCAACAUGGACCGGUUGGGCUGAAGGGCCUGUUUCCAUGCUGUAUAACUCUUAUGUUAAAAGCCUUCUCAGGGUCUGUUGGUCUGGCCAUUGCUUCAGACCCUCCCCUUUACCCUCCCAUUACUCCACAAGGUCCCACAUCAGUGCUGUGUCCUUGGGGCAUUGUCUCUGUUAAAAUUACAAACACCACCGUUCUUUUCCUUCUGAAUAAUGUUUGCCAUUUGAUGGAAUUAUUCAUGGUUUUAGUUCUUUUUGUUGUCAGAAUACGACUGACUUGAUAACACUCCCCUGUAGGUGAUCCAUGAAUCAUUAAAUUAACCAUAAAUAACAUGAUGUUCGUUAUUUUCACAAUACAUGAGGUUCUGUAGGUUCUAUUAUUAACCAAUACGUCUCUGCCAGGUCUGUAAUGUCCCUGGUGUAUUUUCUUCUCCUUGCAUUAUGCACUUGCCUGAGGCAAUAAUGCCGUUUGUGGUGCUUAUUGCACAGGCCAGCUGAUUGGAGUUAUACUGACAGCUACACUUCACGUGCUGUCCAGUCACAAUCCAUUAGUAGGUCAAACCAAUGUCUCGGUCAUUGUCAAUACUCUGAAAGCAGACUGGUGAAAUGUUGACAUAAGAGACUGCAGAUGCUAGACUCUGGAGCAAUAAACAAGAUGCUGGAGGAACGCGACGGGUCAGGCAGCAUCUGUGGAGGGAAAUGGACAGUUGGCGUUUCGACCCGAAGGGUCUCAACCCAAAACAUCAACUGUCCAUCUGACCUGCUGAGUUCCUCCAGCUUCUUCUUUGUUACUGGUCAAAUGUUUCUCCUUACAGUACGAAAAUGGAUCUGAAAUAACUUUGAGGUAUCUGCAGGAUGUCUUGUGAUAUUUAAGGAUAUCAAGUACAGUUGGCUUUGGGCAAUCACCUUGUGUCCUCCCCAAGCACUGUGAAGGGACCCUCACACCUUCCAGCUGUAGUAAGCAGUAGACAGAGAUCGCACAUUACUGCAAGUUUGAGGGAGAUACCAAACUAUAUCCAAGGACUACUGACAAUGUUCUCUCUUGCCAGCUUACUGUGUCACAUCACUCAGAGGUGAAGUGUUUGGGUUUGAUGCUAAGGAUAUUUCACCCUUUUUCCCUUUCAUACCUAUGAACAUUAUAGGACUAUUUACCUUCAUGGGUCUUUAAUUUGUCUUGCUCUCUGUAAGCCAAAACAUUCAAGCUUUGUGCCACUUUGUGUUGUUUUCUCUUAUUCUCUUGUCAUCCUUUGCCUUGUCCGUCACUUGGCUGCCCCUCCAGAGACUUUCCAUUUAAAAGCAAGCACUGUGGGAGUUGCAGGUUUGGAUCUAAGGUUGACCUGUUGGUUGCUUUAUCCCAGACCGUCUACCAGCUGUACCUUUGAAGCAAAGUGGGAGCUCAAAACAACAUGAAGGUUACAUCAAGGUUUGAUCAAUUCCUCAGGAAAUAGUUCCCAGCACACUUUGUGUUUAAAUUCCUUGUCACACUGUUAUCAGGUCACCGACUAGCAUGUUGGCUCUGAGUCUCCAUCUUUGCCAUUCUAGUUGGAUGAACUGUUAAACUCAUACAGGCAGAAAUAUCAUAGGGACUGAAUUCAAACUGGGCAGAUGGAUGGAAGUUAAGAUGCAAGUCAACUAUGAUCUGACUGAACAGCAGAACAAGUUCAGGGGACUAAUGUCUUCCUCUGAUCCUACGUAUUCAUCCAGCGUACAGAUACCAGGGUACUGGGGAUGCUCAAUCCCCUGUAAUACCUUAUAUUGUCAUGCACACUGCAAGGUGAUCCUGCAGUCACUCAGCCAGAAGUACAGGGUGUAACUUAGAGAACCACGGUUGCAACCCAAUUUCCAACCCAGCAUUGAAUCCACAUUAGGAGUUCAGAAUCACACAAUUACAUUUAAUAUCCAAGGGCGAUGUGGGUGAAAAGAAUGAAAAUUUUUUUUUAAAAGAGAAGGAUAUAAUUUUUUGCUUAGCUGACAAUCUUUGUGGAAGGGUAUUUUAUGCAGAUAUAUUUAUUUUAAGGCAGAGUGUUAGAAAUAAGCAGAGUGAUGGGAAAUGGAAAUAAUGCUCUUCAUCCCUGGUAUUUAUGUUGAGCUUGACGAGAAUGAGGAUUUCCUGAUCUUUUUGAUUGUUCCCCACUUAAGGAAGAUGAAGGACAUGGACGAAGAAGUAUAAAACAGUCACUCUGCAUUAACCUGUGUUGAGGGGUAGCAGGAACUGUGAGUGCAUUGUGUAGAAUUAACCCUUUGCAGAGUAAUGAGGCACCGUGCAGAAUGGUUGACAUCUGUUGGAGUCUCCGUUCUUGCCUGCCACACUCAAAGGCAUGGGUUUGAGCCCAACUUGGAAGCCGAGAAAACUGCUUUACUCAUGCCAGGGUUACUAUUGACCACUACCUUAACUUGAUCACCACUCUUAGCAGUGUGGAGGAACAAAGGGAUCUUGGGAUCCACGUCCAUCAAUCCCUCAAGGUUGCCACGCAGGUUGAUAGGGUUGUUAAGAAGGCGUAUGGAGUGUUGGCCUUCAUUCGUCGGGGUAUUGAGUUCAAGAGCUGCAAGGUAAUGUUGCAGCUCUAUAGAACUCUGGUCAGAACCACACUUGGAGUAUUGUGUUCCGUUCUGGUCGCCUCAUUAUAGGAAGGAUGUGGAAGCUUUAGAGAGGGUGCAGAGGAGAUUUACCAGGAUAUUGCCUGGAUUGGAGAGCUUGUCUUAUGAGGAUAGGUUGAGCGAGCUAGGGCUUUCCUCUUUGGAGAGAAGGAGGAGAAAAGGUGACUUGAUAGAGGUGUACAAGAUGAUAGGAGGCAUAGAUCGAGUGGACAGUCAGAGACUUUUUCCCAGUGCGACAAUGGCUAACACGAGGGGACAUAAUUUUAAGGUGGUUGGAGGAAGGUAUAAGGGGGAUGUCAGGGGUAAGUUUUUUACACAGAGAGUGGUGGGUGUGUGGAACGUACUGCCUGUAGAGGUUGUGGGGGCAGAUACAUUAGGGACAUUUAAGACACUCUUAGAUAGACACAUGAAUGAUAGAGAAAUGGAGGGCUAUGUGGGAGGGAAAAGUUAGGCAGAUCUUAGAGCAGGAUAAAAUGUCAGAACAACAUUGUGGCCCAAAGGGCCUGUACUGUGCUGUAGUGUUCAAUGUUCUAUGUAGAACCCACUCAGCGAUGGGGUAGGGAAGGGUUGGAAAGUGGGUUCGGGUUUGUGACACCUGGACCAUUGUUAACAAACACUUCUAACAGCUGGGCAGGUGGGAGUUAGGAAGUGUUUAUUAACAAUGAUUCAGGCGUCACAAGGGUGGGGCAAGCUCAGUUAAUUGGUUUUCUCCCGACCAUCAGUUAUACAGCUUCAUGUCUAAUACUGGAAGUGGGAAACAGUGAGUGUAAGGUUAUUGGCCUUCUGAGUUUAUAACUCAGACUAAAUCCUUAUGCCAGCCUUUCUCUUAAACUCUGCUUGAUCCAUAUUGACGCUAUGUUUGAGGAGGUUAUGGUUGCAUCAGGUUGAAAUUCCAUUAAAAUCCUACAUCGCAAGCAUAGUGGGUGGUACUGUGAUCCAAUGGGUGGUGUCGCUGCUGCACAAUUCCUGCCACCCCAGUUCGAUCCUGCCCUCGGCUGCUGUCUGUGUGGAGUUUGCAUGUUCUUCCUGUGACUGUGUGGGUUGCCCCUGGGUACUCCAGUUUAUUCCUAGAUUCUAAAGGUGCGUGAGUUACCAGGUGAAUUAGCUCCAGUGAAUUACCCCCAGUGGUAGGAGAGUCAGGGUGGACUUGAUGAAUGUAUAGGAAUGAAAAGGUUAUGGGAAAAUGAGUGGGGGGACUGAGAUAGAUAGGAUUUUCCUGUGAGCCAACUGUCCCCCGACUGGGUAUAAGAAGAUAAAACAAAUAAGUAAAAUAUAGAAAAAUAGCCAGAAAUAGCAGGAAAUUCUGACUGAAGGUUAACACUACCUUCAAGUUCAACUUUAUUGUCAUGGGCAACAUACCCAAGGUAUAAAUGCCAUGAAAAUUUACCUGUGUAACUGUGCAGGAGAGGAUGUACUGCUGGGAUUAGAAAGCUCCAAAUGAUGCCCUGCAUUAAACAAGGUCAGAAGCCCAGUGUAGUUUAUAAGCCUCCCAAGAAGCAACAUCACCAGCAUAGACAUGGAUGGGUACCAGAUACCAGCUUUGCCAAUGAUGCCCAACCAAUGGGAAUGAGUCAAGAGUUCAUCUCAUAACACAAGAGGUCCGUUCAAUAGUCUUAUAACAGAGGGAUAAAAGCUGUCCUUGAGCCUAGUGGUAGGUGC